AUGAAGAAAAUAGAUAAUUCAGCAAAAUCUAAAAACCAAACAACUCUUGGACAAUUUUGGUCAUCUACUGGACCGAAAGUGUCAAAAACUAAUUUAAAAAAUGAAAUAAUUAUUCAAGAAGACGAUGACAUUGAGUUGCUAGCUGCUAUGGAGCAGUUUGAAAAAAAGAAUUCUGCUUCACAUCCAAUAAUGACCACAACUACUACUGCAACAAAAACAACAACCGAGACAGCAUCGACGUCAAAAUGGCCAAUAUCUUUUAAGUCGGAACAAAAUUCUAAGCAAAAAAAUGAAGCAUCAGUAUCAGCACCUGUCAAUGAAAAUGAACAUUUGCAUACCUAUUCAGAUUUCGAUCGACAAGCAGGUCGUAUGUGGAUUUAUCCAACAAAUUAUGAAAAACGUGAUUAUCAACAUAAAAUUGUUAGUAUGGCAUUGUUUCACAAUACACUUGUCGUUUUGCCAACUGGUCUUGGAAAAACAUUUAUAGCUGCCGUUGUGAUGUUUAAUUAUUGUCGUUGGUAUCCAACUGGUAAAAUCAUAUUCACUGCUCCAACUAAACCGCUAGUUGCUCAACAAAUGGAAGCUUGUGCCAAAGUAAUGGGUAUUCGAAAAAGUGAAAUGUGUGAAAUGACCGGCGGUGUUAGUCCUGAAGAACGAAGAAGACUUUGGCUAGAAAAACGAGUCUUCUUCUUAACACCACAAACAUUAAAUAAUGAUCUUGUUAAAACAACCUGUCCAUGGUCGAAAAUUCGUUGUUUAGUUGUUGAUGAAGCUCAUCGAGCACUGGGUCAACAUGCCUAUUGUCAAGUUGUCCAAGAAUUAUGUAAAAAUGGUGAAGAUUAUCGUAUUCUGGCACUUAGUGCAACACCGGGAAAUAAUGUUGAAGCUGUACAAAAUGUAAUUAGUAAUCUUAAAAUAUCUCAUAUUGAAAUGUUUACAGAUGAUUCACCGGACAUUAAAAAAUACAGUUUUGACAAGAUAAUCGAUAAAAUUGUUGUUGGACCAAAUCAAUUAAUGCAAAAUUUACGACGUUGUAUUUUGAAUGUACUUAAACAGCCAGUUGAAACACUCAAUAGAUUAGGGAUAAUAUAUCAAAAAAGCCCAGAAUAUGUUACACACGGAUCAAUUAUUAUGACUAUGAAAAGAAUUGCAAAAGAUAAGCCAACUAAUCUAAAUGAUAGGCAAUAUCAGGAAGCUAAAAGUGCGAUGUUUUUUUCUAUAUCAUUUUUUCAUGCUCUUGAUGAAUUAGAAAAGCAUGGCUUACAAUCUGUCUAUAAUUUCUUUAAGAAAAAAUUAACUGAAGAUAAAAAGAAUAACAUUUUACAUGCAACAUUUCGAAAUAAUACAGAAUUAAAUGAAAUCUAUAUUGAAUUACAAAAUUUAUUUGAUUUAUCCCAAGUUACUACAGAACAACGAUGUAAAACAAGUCUUCAAAUAGCUCAUCCGAAACUAUCGAAGUUACGUGAAUGUGUUGUUGAACAUUUUCAAACAUUUGAACGUACAAAAACAAAACCAACCGAUCAAACACGAGUUAUUAUAUUUAGUGAAAAACGUGACAGUGUUAGAGAAAUAACAGAACUUCUUCAACAAGAUCGACCAUUAAUUAAGCCAAUGGCGUUUAUUGGACAAGCAACAACUCAUGCUGCUGGACAGGGUAUCAAUCAAAAACUACAGAAAAAAGUGGUGACUGAUUUUCGUGCUGGUGGUUAUAAUGUACUGAUUGCAACAUCGAUUGGUGAAGAAGGUUUAGAUAUUGGUAGUGUUGAUUUAAUUAUCUGUUUCGAUGCACUUAAAUCACCGAUUCGACUUGUUCAGCGCAUGGGCCGAACAGGACGUGCUCGACAAGGUCGAAUUGUUCUUCUUAUGACCGAAGGUAAAGAAGAACGCACAUAUGUUGAAGGUGAAAUGCAGCAAAAACGUAUAUUUAAAUUAAUUGUUGAUGGUGCACGUAUGCUAGAAUUAUAUCGUAGUAACCUGCGAAUGGUUCCACAGGAUAUUCAACCGAUUUGUCAAGAAAUGACAAUUAAAGUGAACGAUGAAACAGAUUUAUCUGAUAAAGACAGUAAAAAGAAAUUCAAAACCAAUGAUUCAGAUUUUAAAACAAUGAUUAAUAAAACGAAACAGCAAGAAAAUUUAUUAAAAUUAUUUCGUAAAGAUAAACUGCUCAAUGAUAAUGAAUUUUAUCAUUGGGUAAGAAAUUAUCAAUUGAAUGAUGAAAAUGAUGAUGAUGAAAAUCCUGUGAUGCCAAUGAAAGACCGUUUGAAAUUAAUGAUUGAAACAGCUACGAGAAAAUGGUCAAAUGAACAACGAGAAAUCCAAAGUCCUUCGAUGCAUUCGUCUCGAACCGAAACAUUUGUAGACUUUAUGAAAAAUUAUACAAACGAAAGAGUUUAUAUUGAUAUACCAGAUCAUACAUGGCCCAUGGAUGAGUCAAUAUCAAAACCUGAACUAACACCAAUAGAAACUAGUAUUUCCGAUCGGCCAAAAAUGCCAUCACCAUAUGAUCGGUCAAAAUUAAAAGAACAAAUACAAAAUAAACGAGCUUGUUCACCACUGGAUCUAGCCAAGAUGCCACAAGAAUGUGAUCAACUCUUGAAUCUUCAGCCAAUCAUUCAACAGCAAAAACAACCACCACGAGAGGAAACAUAUGAUGAAGAAAUUGAUUGUGGGGAUCUAUUUGGUCAAUCAUUCAAUCGUCAGCCAAUUGUUCAACAGCAUCAACUACCACAAGAGGAAAUGCAUGAUGAUGAUGAUGAAAUUGAUUGUGGAGAUCUAUUUGGUCAAUCAUUGAAUUCUCGACCAACCUUUGAACAGCAAAAACAGUCACAACAAGAGAAAAUACAUGAUGAUGAUGAAGAAAUUGAUUGUGGCGAUCUAUUUGGUCAAUCAUUGAAUUCUCGACCAACCUUUGAACACCAAACACAGCCACCACCGCCACAAGAAGAAAUACACGAAGAAGAAGAAAUUGACUGUGGAGAUCUAUUUGGUCAAUCAUUGAAUCCUCAACCAACAUUUGAACAGCAAAAACAGCCACAACAAGAGAAAAUACAUGAUGAUGACGAAGAAAUUGAUUGUGGCGAUCUAUUUGGUCAAUCAUUGAAUUCUCGACCAACCUUUGAACACCAAACACAGCCGCCACAAGAGAAAAUACAUGAUGAUGAGAUUGACUGUGGAGAUCUAUUUGGUAGUAAGUAUUUUGGUUUUUCCGAUACAAGUUUUGAAUAUUUUGUUUUUGUAGCUGGUUCAACAUUUGAUAUAACAUGCUUACAUCCAGAACCAACACUUCCAAUUACAGCAAGUUCAACAGAACCUGAAGCCAUCCGUGAUGAUAAUGAUAAUAUUGGAAAUUUUAAUAUUACGAUGGAUGAUCUAUUUCCAGCAUCUCAAGCAUCCCAUUCGUCACCAACAUUACAAUUAAAUGAUGUUAAAUCCCAACCAAAAACUGUUUUCGAUGAUGAUGAUAUGGAUGAUGACGAAUUAUUAGAAGCUUUCAACAGACAUGCUGAAGAUUCAUCAAAUAAGAUAAUAAAACCAAGUCCUGUAUUAGUUCUUACGAAUAGAGUUAAUACACAAAUUCAAAGCAAUAUUCCAACAGCUGAUGUUACUUUGCCUAAAUUUGAUUUAGAAUUUAGUUUUGAUGAUCUUGAUAAUAGUGGUGAGCAAACAGACAAUGUACUUAAUCUUACUAUUGCUGAAGCAGUUAAUAAAAAUAAUGUAGCAACGCAUUGUGAUAAAUUUGAAACACCAAUUCGACCAGUGCCAUCAAAAAAACGUGUUCGACGUCUGUCAAUUACAACGCCUGAUGUAAUCGAAAGAAAAAAAUCUAAAAGUGCACAAGAACUCAACGUUAAACAACAACAAGAACUACAUUUUCACCGACGAUUGGCAUCAGAUUUUCUUGAUCGUGAAGCUGCUGUUGAUGAAGCAUUAUCUAAUUCGAUAUCAUCUGAGGAAGAAGAAAAUGAUGACCAUAAUGAUGAUGGAAACGAACAUGGUCAUUUUAUUGAUGAUCGACAAGUGUUAACACAAAUGCCUAAUAUUGAUAUGACAAGUGUAUAUUUAAAAAGCAUCAAAAGUCCGAAAGUUUAUUUUCGCCCACCACCACCUCGUAUGCCAAUUGAAGAUAUUUAUUCUCAAUUACCACAUAUGACUAUGCAUGACGAUACUGACGAUGAAGAAGAUGAUAGUUUUGUUGAUGAUACAACAGAAAUAGUCGAUGAUCAUCAUGGUGAAGUUGAUUUCGAUGAACUUGCAAAUAUUCUUGGUACUCAAUCAGUUGUUCAUCGUCAAACAAAAGUAACAAGGCGUGGCGUUAGAUUUGGACGAACAUCAGAAACAACAACACCUAAACGGAAGCCAAAACGUCGUGUUCAAAUUGCUGAAAGUCCUAUGUAA
This is a messenger RNA of Rotaria socialis, 4395 nucleotides long. The record is from the annotation of a GenBank genome assembly. NCBI's taxonomy places the organism in Eukaryota, Metazoa, Rotifera, Eurotatoria, Philodinida, Philodinidae.